Molecule: messenger RNA, 4801 nt
Organism: Linum trigynum
Lineage: Eukaryota; Viridiplantae; Streptophyta; Magnoliopsida; Malpighiales; Linaceae
Source: the annotation of a GenBank genome assembly
UUAUAGUUUGUUUAAUUGAAGAAAAGAUUAUUACUUAUGUGUGUUUGUUUGUUUAAAUGUGUCACAAAAAAUUAACUUAUUUUAAGUUUUAGUAAAAAUGAGUAGAAGUAUUAAAAGAAGAGAGAGAUAGCUCCAUAAAUAGAUCAAUAAAUAAAUUUUUGUUUGUAAAAAAAUUGUACACCUUGGCAUCUUGUGAAUUCACCAAGUGCUUAUGUGGCAAGAAGUUACUUUUGAAUAGCCAUAAUAUUAAGUAUAGAUAGAUAUAGAUAUAGAUAGAUAGAUAGAUAGAUAGUAGAUACAUGUAUUAAUUAGACAACGAGAAAAGAAUGAUAAUCAAUAUUUCAUUAUUGAUUGAUCUAAUAUUUAUAUUGGUAUCAAAUUAUUUAGUUCAUAAAUUUAACAAGUUUAUAUCUUGUUAUAUAUUUUUAUUACCUAGAAACCUCAACCCCACGUGCCACUUCAUGGUAGCGGGGUCUACUCAACAUGGGGAGUACCUGUAUCAGUAACAUUUUCAAGGUCUAGCACCCGAUACUGUGGGGUGGGGGGGGGGGGGGGGACAAAGUCUCCAGCACUCGCGGUGCCUCCGGGAAUACCAAGUGGUCAUGUAGUGGGGUUCGAACCCGAGACCUCACACAUUUCUGGCCCGAAAGACCACACUCCCGACCAACUCGGUUGUGUUACCUUCGGCUUAUAUCUUGCUAUUUGAUAGAAUUUGGGAAUACAAAGAUUGGUAAAAACAUUCAAAUCACUAGAACAAACCCUUAAUCUGGAGGCCCCAAAGUUCAAAUCUAUUAAACAACAUCUAACAUUACAUACGAACAUAUGUCAGCCUUAUAAAAAAAAUCUUCAAAUCAAAUCCUCCAUCGAUAUAUAUACAAUUCAAGGUUUAUUUACGAUUUCUCACAUCUGUCAUAACUAUAAACACGCGAGUCAACUGAACUGAAUGUGUGGUUGUUCCUACCUACAAAGUGAAGACUACAUGAUGCACACACAAAUAAUUUAAGCAUGUAGUCCAAUUCACUUAAAAUUAUAAGUCAUCAAAUGUCGUCCAUCAAAUAAGCUCCAUCUCAAUCUAAUUCCUCAUUAAUUAUAAAUCUAGUUAUAAUACUCCUAAUAAUCAGCAAUUAAUUCAAGUCAUGCAUUGACUUUACUCAUAUCAUAAACUUAUAACCUCAAUCUCGUACAUCAAUUCAUUAACCAUCACUCACAAUUUCACCAUCAUAAAAUACAACAUAAUCACACAUUAAAAGUUUCUUCAUGAAAACAAAGUCUUUAAUACACAAUAUGCAAUGCAUGAGAUGCAAAUUUUUCGAUUAUUAUUAUAUGGACACCAAUUAAGGUCAACAUACACCCACCUCGCUCGAGCAAAUCACCAUCAUUAAUGGCCAUUUAAAUAGAACCAUCCCAACGUAACCCACGAUCCAUUUGACCAUUUCCAUCCCACUCAUCAACACGCAAAUUCCGUUCGGACACCUUCUUCCAAAUGACCUAAUCGAUGUGCCCCACAUCGGAAGGGACAGUCUAUUGCUUGAAUAUGAAGCUUUUGGAGUUGCAGGUCAACCACUUCCCUUAGGGAUGACAACAUCUCUACUUCUGCUGCUCUUUCCCAUGCAUUAUAUUUUACUUACUUCAUCACAAAUCCUUUUCUUAGUUUUCUUUUCUUUACUUACUGCAUGUCUGUGUCAAAUAACAGACCCUUGUCGUCGAAUUUGGAGUACUUAUAACCACUUUGAUUUUGACAAGGCCAAACCGAUAUAGGUUGUUGACAUGGUUGUUUGUUGGUUUGUUCACUCGUUAGGUGGUUUGUUACUUAUAGGUGGUUUGUUUUUAUAUGUACGGUUGGUCUCAUCGAGUGGAAGCUCUAAGUAAAAUUUCAGUUAAAAUUUUAGGUGGAGUUAAGGAAAUUGAAGUUUAAGUUUAACAGACUAGGUGGUUUUGUUCCUAGUAAUUUCCUAUGUGUAUUUUGGUAAAUAUAUAUUAUUAACGGUUCUCCUUCUCUUUCGAAAUAAAUAUUAUGUCGCGAGUCAUUAACAAUAUUCCUUCAUAUUGAUCUAAUCUCAUUAAAACAUGGCUAAGUUGUAUGUAGAAUUGUAGUAGGCGAUGAGCCCAUGUGUCACAUUGGCUACUUAUCCCCUUCUCUCUCACAUCACCCCAUCCUCUUGCUAUAUAAACAGAGCAACUAAUGACGAUGUUAUUGAAAUUGAACGACGUCAAACCUAUCUUGUUUAUAUUUUACCGAUCCAAGUGCUUGUAAGCCUUGUAGUAUCACAUAUUUCUUAAUUUUCAAGUGAAAACCACAAAAGAAAUUACCAAUUUAAAUUAUACAAAGACUUGAAAUGUGGACCUUGAAAAAUUGGAGAUAUGGAAUGUUUGUAAACAGUAAAAGAACAAUUGCUACAUCCUAAACGAGGUUUUUGACAUCCUAACCAAAUAACUACUUCCUAUCCUUCACCCAUUACAUCAAAUUAUUCCAAAUCUCCAUGUGAUAUCAACUCAAUAUGAAAGCUCCCAUCAACAACUAAUAACAAAACCCCUUUGUGUUUCCACUCCUCUCCACCAAAUAGUACUUUCGGAUCACCAAAUAUGCUAACCACUCUAAUCCCCAACCAACAACUCUCUCUGCAUGGCCAUUUGUUUUCUAAAAUCCGUCGACUCUUCCAUGUAUAAGUAGCAUCUCCAUCUCUGUUCUGACUCCUCCAUCCUACAAUUGAAAGCAACAACCAAAGAAGUAGAAACAACAAGAGAAAAGAAAAGACAUGUCAGCCAUGGCCGGUUCUGUUCUUCUAGCCUUCCUUAUGAUCUUCACCAUCCUUUCUUCUUCUGUUAGUUCACUUAGCCUGAACUACUACGACAAGACUUGCCCUAAUUUCGAGUCGGCCGUCACCAACGCCGUCAAGAAGGCCAUGAAGAACGACAGAACGGUUCCUGCUGCCAUCCUCCGGAUGCACUUCCAUGAUUGUUUCAUUAGGGGUUGUGAUGCCUCCGUGCUGCUCAAGUCAACCAAAAAGAACGUAGCUGAGAAAGAUGGGCCGCCAAAUGUUUCCCUCCACGCAUUCUAUGUAAUUGACCAUGCAAAGGAAGCCGUGGAAAAAAUGUGUCCGGGAGUUGUCUCCUGCGCUGAUAUUCUUGCUCUGGCCGCUAGAGAUGCUGUCGCCUUGUCCGGAGGCCCAAACUGGGCCGUUCCCAAAGGCCGAAAGGACGGGCGAAUCUCCAAGGCCAGCGAGACCCGACAGCUCCCAGCUCCGGUCUUCAACAUCUCGCAGCUCCAGCAGAGCUUCUCCCAGAGAGGCCUCUCCCUGGAGGACCUCGUCGCCCUCUCGGGAGGACACACUCUCGGGUUCGCCCACUGCUCGUCGUUCCAGAACAGGAUCCACAACUUCAGUGCCACCGUCGACGUGGACUCGACCCUGAGCCCGUCGUUCGCGGCCAACUUGAAGAGGAUCUGCCCCUUGCAGAACAAGGCCAAGAAUGCCGGUUCGACCAUGGACUCGACCACGUUCGGGUUCGACAAUGUCUACUACAAGAUGUUGCUUGGAGGAAAAAGCAUCUUCUCUUCGGACCAGGCUUUGCUCACCAACCCUAAGGCCAAGGCCUUGGUGCAGAAAUUCGCGGCGUCCGAGGCUGAAUUCGGGAAGGCGUUUGCUGCUUCCAUGGUUAAGAUGAGCAGUCUUACUGGUGGGCAGGAGGUUAGGCUUGAUUGUAAGGUUGUGAGGUAGAUUUUUUUUCUUCUCCAAUUGGUUUGGGUUAUUUUAUGAGUUUAAUUAAGGUUGGUUGGGAAAUUUUGGUUCAUCUUGUGGACCGGUUUGAGUAAUUACAUUGGUGUUGUGUUGAACUGUUGAUCGAUGGAGUAAAAUGUAAAAGUUGGGCCGCUAAAUUGGGCGCCAAGAGAAAGUUGUCCAUUUGUUUGUCAAUGUGAUUUAUUGUUAUUCUAAUAAUAAUUACUUGGAUUGUGAGUGCAAGUUUGAUGUCAUGAAUCAUGAUCGUAUAUGUUGUUGGUUUAUUAUAACUUCUAAUGCACGAUUAGUUAAAAAAAAAAAAAAAGAUUGCAUGGGUUACGAGUGCUAGCUAUAACUAAUUUGGGUUGAUUUAGAUGAGAGUGACUAGCCAAAUUUGAUGACUUAUUAAAGGAAAGACGAAGUAAGAGCAUGUUGUUCAAGAGGUUCGCCAUAUAUGGGCGCUCAAAACAGACUAUGUAAUGAUUAAGAUUUAAUGAUCUGUUAGGAAUAUUAAUUAAUAGAAUUGCAUUUUAAUUAUAUCACGUUCGUUCGCUUUUUAUUAUUAUUAUCCAAGAUAAGUAAAAAAGGUAUGGAUGAGUGGAUAACUCAAAAACAAUACUUACAAGAACCAUAAGUGGUAGUUCGUAUGCAACCAGACUACCGAUAAAAAAGCAUGUUUUACUAUUAAAAAGGCAACUCUACGAAAAAUCUGAAGAGCAAAAAGAUUGUUCAGCAGACAUGACAAAAGUGAAAAAUCGUAACAUCAAUGAACUGGGUUAAUGUUAACAUAGGAAUGAAAUGGCAAAUUAGAUUCAAAUCAUACGGCCAACAAGUAUAUUCCAUUUAAACUUAAUAGCAACAUGUGAGGAAAGCAAAAUGAGCUACAACUUUGAUUGACCCAAAAUUUUGCUUCUUAAUGUACGAAUUCAAUCUCAGACCAGCUCGAAUUCCCUAACCCGAAUUGGCUAAGAUUAUGAUUAAUCGACUUAAGGCCUUGGUGACCUUAUUCGACUCAGAGGUACAAGUUGACAAGACAAAAAAAAACACAAGAUUUUCUAGCCAAAUAACAAAACACAAGAUUACUG